This is a messenger RNA of Anastrepha obliqua, 1673 nucleotides long. RefSeq lists its product as uncharacterized. The record is from RefSeq and is a predicted model, not a curated record. The transcript has 6 exons. Bases 246 to 1454 code for a protein of 402 amino acids. NCBI's taxonomy places the organism in Eukaryota, Metazoa, Arthropoda, Insecta, Diptera, Tephritidae.
UUGUAGGGUAUAACUACCACUGCCAUUGCGUGCAAUUUAAGCUAAUGGAUUCCAUGGGAGCAUUAAUGUAUUUGUAUACUACUGACCUUCGGCUUGCACCUACGUACAUUGUAUACAUAUAGUCGCUUGCUUGUGAGUGACGCUUGCAUUAGCCAACGCCGGGAUCAGUCGCUCAAUCAGCUCCUUGCUGUACGCAUCGAACGUCUGUUGUGAUUUACCUAUACAUACAAGUACGCUCGUGUAAUAUGGCUGCAUUAAGUAAAUUCUUCGAGCCACCAUUCAAUUGUCUACCAUGCGCAGAUUUGUUAUUGCACAGAGGUCAAACAUGCAAGCAAAUGUUGUGGUGGAAUUGUUAUCGCUGCUCUUUGGGGAGCUUGAGAUAUUUUCUACCAUUGGCUGUUUCGCCGCUGGUGCUCAGGCCGAAGAGUUUAAAUCGACAAAUGCUCCUAAAUAUUCUGCGCCACUACUUGGAAUCUUCAUUGUGGAGUGCUUUGGCUUGUGCCUUAACUUUUUCCGGCAUAUGUUUGUUUAGGAAUCUACUCGGAAGAUAUUACUUGUACACAGCCACAUGCCUGCCAACAUAUUUAGCAUUUCAGCUGAGCUGGUUCUUUCCGAUACGCACCGUACGCCUCUUUAGCACUGCUACAACGCAAGCGGUACUGGAGACUUUGUUACGCGAUCGUAAAAGCUUUAUCACCCGCUCGCUGCCAAUGCAAACACUAAUAUUUAUGCUCUCGAGCGCUGUCAUAUUGCACACGAAGCGGCAUAAGGAGUUCAAUGGAUUUUGGUUUAUUCAGCCCAUUACAACUGGCACAAAACAAAAGAAGUCCGAAAACUACGAAGAUCUGAAAGAGGCGAGAUCCUGUAUACAUGAAGGCAAAACUUGCUUUCGAUUUAUUUUGGAAGGCAUGAGGACAUAUUUACUGUAUGGCAUACCAUUAGAUUUGUUGAGUAUUAUGACUAAAGGCAAAGCACCGCGAAGUUUGAAGGAACUCAAAAUGUUACGCUUCAAAAUGACCACUUUUUUUCUGUCCUACAUAUCCAUAUAUAGGCUAUCAAGCUGUAUUCUGACUCGCUACUCAAAUUCCAAUUAUGGUACACCACAACAUUUGCUAUCAGCCGGUUUAGGCGGCCUUUCGUAUAUCUUCUUGGACAAGCUUACAUUCAGCGUACUAGCCCUGGUGAUAGCAAUUCAAGCAGCUUGGCAAUCCUGCUGUAAUCAGCAUUUAAAACACGUUGAAAGUGGGCCAUUUUUAUUACUCAAAAGAAUUCCCUUUGCAAAGCUGAUGAUUCAAUUCAAUAUUGCCUAUUUGGCGCACUGUUAUGUCUUCAACCACGAUUCUAUGUCCAAUUUAGCGAAGGGAUUUUUUCGCGGCAUAACAGAUAAUAGGUUUGAACGCAUUUACCAAUUUAUAAUGAGUUUAUUAGUUGAACACGGAAAAGUGAGGUUAUGAUUUUGAGCGUUUGAUUUUUGAUGAUUUUUUUAAACGAUAUUUGAUGAUUUUUUUGAAUGAUUUUUUAAGUGUUUUCAUCAAAGUGAAUUUUACUGAACAAAAUCGCACCUUACUGCGAAUAUAUGUGAAAUAUAUGUCACCAAAUUUUGUUUCAUAUAUUGUAAAAAGUUGUAUGCGAGUAUAUGCAUUUGAUUUACUCGAAACAAAUAACUUGCGACA